UAAUUGAAAACCAACCUUAAGCUCUUUUUAUUUCCGCCCUAAAGGUAGCCCCGAUUAUUGCUGACUUAAGCAUCGGAGUGUCUACCCCGAGUUCCACCUCGGGACUUUGCAGGUCAUCUCGGAGUGCAAGCGCGGACUAAAGAAGGACUUCUGGUCUGGUGCAACUACAUUGGCGCCGUCUGUGGGAAUCGAACUAAAAGUUUUCUAGUUGCUCUUUCAUCAUGGUUCACACUCGAUCAGUCCGAGCUGGUAAUUCAUCUCUGCCUCAUGGCCAAGGUCAACCCUCAAACAACCUUCCACCUCUGAUCCCACCUCAAAUCCCACCUCAACUUUCACCUCAGGUCCCAACCAUAUUCCCUCCUGUUGAUCAUGCAGAAGGAGGAGAUGAAAAUCAACCCCAUACCUCAGCUCACAAUUCAACUUCCACUGCCAACCAAGACGCGGUGACAGCUCAGCUUACUGCCAUGCAGCAGCAGUUUGGUGUUUUUCAGUUGGUACUGGCUCAGCUUCUAGCUAGAAACAAUCCUGGUGAUCCCCUCAUUAAUUUACUAAACCUUGCUCAACAACCCCCAGCUCCACAACAGAAUCCCCAACCAGUUCACCCUGCUCAUGCUAUUAGCGAAUCUCAAGAUCAAUCCCACAUAGCACCCGCUCCACAACCCAUCCCUGAUGAUGUUACCCGCCGCCUUGAUAGCUUAGAAAAGCUGGUAGCUGGACCCCGAGGUGCCCCACCCCCACACCAUGCUGCGGAUUCCAUACCUCACCCCUUGAAUACCAACAUCACGCUGGAACCCUAUCCUACUGGUUUCAAAAUACCACAAUUGGAGACUUAUGAUGGGACGAAGGAUCCCGACGAUCACCUGCAUGCUUUUUACUCUUGCAUGCAAGCACAGAAUGCCUUUGACGCGUUAAUGUGCAAGAUCUUCCCCUCUACUCUGCGAGGUAAUGCUCGAACUUGGUAUUAUAGUUUACCUCCGAGGUCAAUUAGUUCUUACACAGAAAUGGCAUCUGCCUUUGCCACUAAGUUUUCCAGUAGAAGGUUGAUUAGGAAAACUACUACCGAAUUGAUGCGAGUUAAACAGAGGGAUGGGGAGUCCCUAAAGAACUACAUGAGCAGGUUCAAUGAUGCGGUGUUGGAGGUUAAUUCCUUUGAUCAAGCUGUGGGCAUUGCAGCUGUAAUCUCUAGUCUCAAACAUGACAGGUUCCGAGACAGUUUGAUCAAACAUGCUGCCACCACCUUUAGUGAGGUAAAUGACAGAUCUCUGAAAUUUAUAACUGCUGAGGAAUACGCCCUGACGCAAAAUCCACCUUCCUCUAAGAACCAGAACCCAGAAUGGCGAGAUGACAAUCCGAGUCGAAAAAGGAUGAGAAUGGCACAGAACCGAGGUCCAGUGUUGACCCCCCCACCGAGAUUCGGAAGGCCGAACUCCGCGCCUCCACAACAAUCUGCAGAGCAGUGUAACAGUUUAAAGUCCGAACUGGAAAGUUUAGCUCAGAAGGGAAUGUUGAAUGAGUAUGUACAGCGAGCUGAACAGCCGAGGUUUGUUAGAGAACAGAGGCCGCAGCCUCAAGGAGCCCACAAUCCCCCAAAUAGGCAAGGUGUGGGAUAUCAACAAACCCCACCUCCACUACCACCACCAGCCAGAAUCAUAUAUAUGAUUACGGGAGGCCUUGAAGCAGGUGGACUGAGCUCUAAGCAGAAGCUGUAUGUCAGGGAGGUUAAACAUCAAAACCGAGCUCAGAAGCGGAAGAUUGACGAUGCUGAAUGGAAGAAUCAACUGAUUACUUUCACAUCUGUUGAUCUCGAUACAGUUGUUACACCCCACAAUGAUCCUUUGGUCACUUCUGUCAUGAUUAACAACUGUGAAGUACAGCAUGUCCUUGUUGACACCGGGAGUGCACCAGACAUCAUGUACUUCCACUGUUUCAAGAGUCUGGGACUAGAUCCAGCAUUGUUGCAAAAGUAUGAUGGUCCUAUCUAUGGUUUCAAUAACCAACCUGUUCCGGUAGAAGGAGUUCUUACCCUCCAUGUGGCUUUUGGGAGGGGCAGAACCUAUGUGACUCCUUCAGUCCGUUUCCUUGUAGUCAAAAUGGCGUUCUCUUUCAACAUUGUUAUUGGCCGACCCACACUGACUGAAAUCCGAGCUGUGGUUUCCCAAUCUCACCUCUGUAUGAAGUUCCCAACCCCUAUGGGAAUAGCAACAUUGCGAGGAAACCAGGAGGUGGCCAGGCAUUGUUAUAUCACCUCGAUUGUAGAUAAUCGACCGGAAGAUGAAACCAGAGCUGCUCCAGUCGAAAAUGUUGAAGAAGUACUUAUUGAUGACAGAGAUCCGAGCCGAAAGACGCAGAUCGGAACUAGAUUGAACCCAGAGGAAAGGGUAGCGCUCAUAGCUUUUCUUCGAGCUAAUAAUGAUGUAUUCGCAUGGACUUCGGCAGAUAUGCCAGGAAUUCCAAAUUCAGUCUCUCAACAUAAGCUCAGCACCAAUCCAUUGAAGAAACCAGUGGCCCAGAAGCGGUGUCUCUUCGGGGGUGAGAGGCUUCAAGCUAUCAAAGAAGAGGUAACGAAGCUCCUGCAGGCUGGUUUUGUCAGGAAAGUUGAUUACUGUGAAUGGGUGGCUAACCCAGUUCUGGUGAAGAAGGCAAAUGGAAAAUGGCGAAUGUGUAUUGAUUACACAAAUCUUAAUAACGCCUGCCCUAAGGAUUGCUAUCCAAUGCCGAGCAUUGACAAACUAGUUGAAGCGGCUUCAGGCAAUGAGAGGUUAAGCCUCUUGGAUGCAUAUUCGGGGUAUCACCAGGUGCCAAUGGCUCUAGAAGACGAAGAGAAAACCGUGUUCUAUGCUGGUGAUGAAAUUUAUUGUUACGUCAUGAUGCCGUUUGGCUUGAAGAAUACAGGUGCUACUUAUCAGAAAAUGGUAACCGUUGUCUUCCACGCCCAGAUUGGCAAGAACCUGGAGGUAUAUGUCGAUGACAUUGUGGUAAAGAGCCUAAAAGCAGAAGACCAUCUCGCCGACCUCGACGACACCUUUAACAACCUUAGAAAGAACAAAAUGCGGUUGAACCCAGCCAAAUGCAUCUUCGGAGUGGAGUCUGGAAAAUUUCUAGGUUUCAUGGUGUCCCGAAGGGGAAUUGAGGUCAAUCCAGAGAAGAUCAGAGCAAUUGCCGAGAUGGAACCGCCGAAAUCAGUGAAGGAUAUACAAAGGCUGACUGGAAGGGUGGCAGCUCUGCAUCGCAACGUGCUGCACGGAGCAAAACUAAGGUAUCCUAUAGCUGAGAAAGCAGCAUUAGCAGUCGUCACUUUGGCCAGAAAGCUGAAGUCUUAUCUUAACUCACCGCCUCUGUUGACUAAGGCUGUAGAUGGCGAACUUCUUUACUUGUACCUGGGGAUUUCAAAUGAGGCUAUUAGUUCAGUUCUGGUGAGAGAAGAAGCUAGACAGCAGAAACCAAUUUAUUAUAUCAGCAGUGUGCUGCACGGAGCAGAGCUAAGGUAUCCUAUAGCUGAGAAAGCAGCAUUAGUAGUCGUCACUUCAGCCAGGAAGUUGAGGCCAUAUUUCCAGUCACACCCAAUUAUAGUUCUCACCGAUCAACCUCUCAGGCAGAUUCUGCAGAAACCAGAGUGCUCUGGAAGAUUAAUUAAAUGGGCAGUAAAACUGGGAGAGUUUGAGAUAACAUUUCAGCAGAGAUCGGCCAUCCGAGCUCAAGCAUUAGCAGAUUUUAUUGUCGAAUGCACUCCAUGCCCUUCAACCUCUAAUCUAAAGCUCAACGACUGGACCCUAUAUGUUGACGGAGCAUCUAGUAGCAAGGGUUCAGGGGCUGGCGCUCUCUUGAUUGGUCCAGAGGGAUACCGAAGUGAACAUGCCUUGAAGUUCAAUUUCGAUGCAACAAAUAACAUGGCUGAAUAUGAAGCUCUACUACUUGGUCUACAACUUGCACUAGAGUUGAAAAUCAGUGCAAUUCAAGUAUAUAGUGACUCUCAGCCGGUGGUGAACCAAAUCAACUCUAUUUGCGAAGUCAUUGAUCCUGUGAUGGUAAAGUAUGUAGCCUUGGUGGCCGAGCUGAAGUGCAAAUUUCAGAAAUUCUGUUUGAGUAAAAUUCCCAGAGCUGCGAAUGAACAGGCAGAUUCACUCUCCAAGUUUGCCUCUGAUAGCUCUUUCAGCUCCAGAUCCAUUUUUGUAGAGGUCUUAGAUGAACCAAGCUUCACGAAGCCUCGGGUGAUGGAGAUUAGCACAAACCCUGACACGCCGAGCUGGACUGAUUCAAUUGUCUGCUUCUUACAAGAUGGGAUAGUACCUGAGAACAAGCAUGAGGCAAUGAAAUUGAGGAAGAAAGCAUCUCGGUAUACACUUGUUGAUGGAGUCCUAUAUAAAAGAUCUUUUUCACUUCCUCUUCUGCGAUGUUUGAAUCCCUACGAAGUCGAGUAUGCACUUCGAGAGGUACAUGAAGGUGUCUGUGGGAGCCACGUCGGUGCUAGAACUCUGGCUCACAAAGUCUUAAGGCAGGGAUAUUACUGGCCAAACAUGUAUAAGGAUGCCAUUCACUUUGUUCAGAAAUGUCCGAAGUGCCAAUUCUUUGCACAUCUAACUCACCAACCUGCAGAAGAACUCACGAACUUGGUAGCACCAUGGCCAUUUGCACAGUGGGGACUAGAUCUUUUGGGUCCAUUCGUAAAAGGGGUUGGUGGUGUAACCCAUCUGGUUGUUGGUGUGGAUUAUUUCACAAAAUGGGUUGAAGCUCGGCCUUUGUCUAGUCUUACCUCCAAGAAGGUCGAAGAUUUUGUUUUCAGUUCGAUCAUCUGCAGAUAUGGGAUCCCAAAUCAAAUUGUGGAUGAUAAUGGAACUCAAUUCAAUUGCUCCUCAUUCCGAGAUUUCUGUUCCAGUUAUGGGAUCAAGUUACAGUUCGCCUCCGUUUACCAUCCGAAGUCCAAUGGCAUGGUGGAAUCUGUUAACAAAUGCAUUUUGGAAGGUAUAAGGCCGAGAUUGGAGCAGCAUAAGGCCAAGUGGGCAGACGAGCUCCACAACGUCCUCUGGGCAUACAGAACCACGAGCCGAACUGCCACAGGUGAAACACCCUACCACCUGGCCUUUGGCAUCGAAGCAGUCAUUCCCGUUGAGAUAGGAAUCCCAAGCUUCCGAGUUACCCAUUUCGAUGAGGGACGAAAUGGACAACUGCUUCGGGAAAACCUUGAUCUGCUUGCUGAAGUCAAAGAAGAAGCUCGGCUUCGAACUCUUGUAUACAAGCAGAAGCUAGCCAACUUCUACAAUAAACGGGUCCGCCCUCGAACUUUCAAAGUAGGAGACCUUGUUCUCAGAAAAGCUGGCCUAACGGGGUUUGAAACUCGUUUUGGCAAACUCACCCCGAACUGGGAAGGCCCUUAUGCUGUGGCCAAGGUGCCACAUCCUGGUGCCUAUGUCCUCCAAGACGCUGAAGGAAAACGAGUUCCUAGAGUCUGGAAUGUCAAUAACUUGAAGAAAUUUUACCCCUAAUGAAAGUCUUCUAAGCAAUCUAUGUCUUACUGUUCUUUAUGCUUUUCAUUUCGUGUUUAUUGAAAAUCAUUUUACCUCUUAUUCUAUGUAUCUGAGGUCAAUCAGUUCAUUCCCUUCUGUUAAAUUUGAAGUGCUUUAUCUGCUUUUAAUUUGUUCGCAUGCUGUACUUGUU
Rubroshorea leprosula is the source of this 5652-nucleotide messenger RNA. The record is from the annotation of a GenBank genome assembly. Lineage: Eukaryota; Viridiplantae; Streptophyta; Magnoliopsida; Malvales; Dipterocarpaceae.